AAACAGUUCACUGGUUCGAUGGCCCAGAGACUCUCUCGUUCGGGAAACUACAUGUGCCGCUGAGGGAGGAUCCUUCCUUCGUCGGUGAUCUCAAACUCUAAGCCAUGAAUCGUCGUAGUCGCGGCUCUUCUUCUUCUUCUGGAUCCGUCGGCGGAGCUAGUGAUUCGUAUCGGAGAAGAUCCGAUGUACCACGCAACCGAAGCAAUGACAAUAAUAAGGGUGGAGAUUCUGCUGACGUGUCCUUCAUCGUCGGAACUUGCUCAUCUAUGUGUCCUGAGCGGGAAAGAGUCACAAGAGAACGCUUGCGUGAUCUCUCAGUGUUUGAGAGGCUUCAUGGAAACCCCACUGAAUCAUCCUCAGAUCUAGCUGUCAAAAAGUUUUGCAGAACCCUUUCAGCAGCGGAUGUUCAGGCAUCUGAUGUAAGGCCGCUCCCGGUUCUAGAAGAAACUCUGAGAUACCUUCUAAGCUUGAUGGACUCAAGGGAGCACCCCUUUGAAGUGGUUCAUGAUUUUAUUUUCGACAGGACAAGGUCUAUUAGACAAGAUCUCAGCAUCCAGAAUCUAGCCAACGAGAGAGUCAUCCACCUGUACGAGGAAAUCGUUAAAUUCCAUGUCAUAUCUCGCCAGAGGCUUCAGAGUUGUAGUGGUGCAAGUAUUAGCUCAAUGCAUCACUUGAACAUGGAGCAGCUAGCAAAAACUCUCACCACUUUGUAUAAUAUCUAUGAUGUAAAUAGGAAACCAGAUUACAUCUACGAAAAUGAAGCGGAGUUCCGUUCACUCUAUGUGCUGCUUCACCUCAAUACCAGUAGUGGAGUGAUGGGGGAGCCACUGUCUUUAUGGUUUCGCAAGCUGACUUCUAAUUUAAUAAAAUCCAAGGAAAUGUGUUUUGUUCGAAAACUUUUACGAUCAUAUCGGAAUGGUAACUACAGGAGUUUCCUAAGAACAACGGCUUCUGAAGCGACAUACUUGCAGUAUUGCAUAAGUGAGCCCCAUAUUAGAGAGAUGCGAUCGUUCGCUGUGGAAUGCAUAAACAAUGUAUGCUACAAGCUUCAACCCUAUCCUCUCUUGCGGCUAUCCCAGAACCUGAUGAUGAAGGAGAUGGAUGUUGAAUCUUUAUGCCAUGAGUGUGGUCUUGAGAUACGUACUGAUUCCGAUGGGAGCAUUGUGUUGCCAACGAAGCAGACAAACUUCUGCAGUCCAAAGGAAGGUUUUAAAAACUAUGAUUUGAUUGGGAUUGAAGUUGAGAGGUUGUUGUGUGAAGACACAUAAGACAUAAGAAUUCGAUUGUAUCCUUCACUUGUGUCAAUCUUAACUGUAAUCUUUUGAUCUCUUAACCCUAAAAUAUAUACAUUCAUGCCUAUUCAUGUCUCAUGUUUGAACAGGGAGAGCAACGACAUGCUGAGCAAAAAGAAAUUCACUGAGAUC
Messenger RNA from Brassica oleracea var. oleracea, 1424 nucleotides. Its product is annotated as SAC3 family protein 1-like. Gene Ontology annotation, biological process: mRNA export from nucleus. NCBI's taxonomy places the organism in Eukaryota, Viridiplantae, Streptophyta, Magnoliopsida, Brassicales, Brassicaceae. Gene Ontology annotation, cellular component: nucleus; transcription export complex 2; cytoplasm. The record is from RefSeq and is a predicted model, not a curated record. The transcript has 8 exons. The coding region runs from base 105 to 1268 and encodes 387 amino acids.